This is a messenger RNA of Olea europaea var. sylvestris, 1129 nucleotides long. RefSeq lists its product as uncharacterized. The coding region runs from base 497 to 919 and encodes 140 amino acids. Lineage: Eukaryota; Viridiplantae; Streptophyta; Magnoliopsida; Lamiales; Oleaceae. The transcript has 3 exons. The record is from RefSeq and is a predicted model, not a curated record.
UCCCCACUUUCUAUUUAACAACAAAAAAUUUCACCUCCACGCUUCUCUGCUUGCAGUCUUGUCUUCCUUAGUCCGUGGGCUCGUUGGGACUUUGCCUUAGCCUUUUCUUUAAUCUUCAUUGGAAAAAUACAUGGAUCCAUUCAUAUCUCAAUCCAAUUUUUGAAUCCUUUUUCUAUCCCAGGCGUUUUUUCUCAACCAUAUCAAACUUCUUUAUGUUUUUCUCUAAAAAAAUGAUGCCUUUUACUUCUUUACUUCCAUCACUGUUGAAACCAUUCAUUUAAAAUAGAAAAACGAUCUGAUUAUUGUGUUUUGAUUGGUUUGAUCGGAUUUUCAAGAAAUGGCAGUUUCUACCAUUGAUGUUAUGGCUGCUUUUUCUUGUAAGGCUAGCUUCAUUUGAUUUUCAGAUUUUAGAUUUUGUUUGUGUUGAUUUACUCUUCCGUGUAGCCGUCUGGAUACGCAGACUUAUUUAUUAGUUGUUUAAAUUGCUGUUUGGAAAAUGGGUAGAGGGAGAGGAAAAGGGAAGAAACAACCGGUUAUUUCUGCUCAUGAUGAUGCUGGAAGUGGUGAAGAUGAUAAGAUACUAUCUAGGAGAAGAGGAAGGCGACAAAAACCCUUGAAGGAUGAAGUUGAGGAAGAACAUGAAGUCGAGAAGAUAGAAGACAACAAAGAAAACGGUCAGGAUUCAAAAAAUUCCGCGUUGAAUAGAAGUAAUAAGAAUCAAGCUGCUGCAGAGAACGGCCGGAAAAGGCUAAGGCCUUCUCAAGUCAAAGAAAAUGCUGAUUUAGUGAAAGAAGAUAAUGUCGUGGGAAUCAAGACUAAUGCUUCUGACUUGAUUAAGUCUGUUGGCUUCAGACCAAAUAGAAGCAGGAGGAAAAACAAGCCUAGGCGGGCUGCUGAAGUUGGUGUUGAGUGCAAAUGAAGUUUUUGUUUUGGAGAUGAGUUUUCACCUUCUUUUGUGGGGUUUCAGUAUUUCCUUUAUCUUUGCUAUGCCCUUUUUUUUCCGUGCUUUUCGAAAGUUAUUGUUAACUACUGUGUUUUCGCUAUGACAUGAGACUGAGGCAAGUCCGUUGUGGUUCUGGUAUUAGACUUCUGAGCUACCUUCUCUAUACGAGUAUUUGUUACUGAGUAA